Messenger RNA from Trichogramma pretiosum, 363 nucleotides. Its product is annotated as probable salivary secreted peptide. The transcript has a single exon. The record is from RefSeq and is a predicted model, not a curated record. The coding region runs from base 1 to 363 and encodes 120 amino acids. NCBI's taxonomy places the organism in Eukaryota, Metazoa, Arthropoda, Insecta, Hymenoptera, Trichogrammatidae.
AUGAUUUCCCCGAGAUUGGUACUGGUUUGUGUUCUUUUGGCUGUUGUUGCUGAAACACUAGCAGUAACUCGACCAAAUGACGUGUUCGUUGGUACUCGAAUUCCUGGCGACCGAAUUAUUCAACGAGAGAGAAUCGCCAAAGACGCCAGUAAAAUUGGAAGAAAAACGAUAGUUACUAAAACUUUUUCCGGUGACGGCUAUUCUAACAUCACUUACAUUCGAGCUUUGGACCAACAUACAAAUGGGCAUGGUGCAACAGCCUCGAUUAUCUCUGGUGGUACAGGAUUUAAAUUCGUCACCAUGAAAUUCAAAAGUGAAAGAUUCCGAGGAAUCGAUUUCGUUGUUGAAAUUUAUGGAAAAUAA